GAAAAUUGAUCAAUUAUAAGAAAUAUCAAAUUGCACCCUUGUCCCUCUUCCACAGAUACAUAAUUCUCUGAUCCCGAUCGCAGCUCUGAGAGAAAAGAAAACCCCACAUCAAUGGCGGAUUACCAUUUCAUAUACAAGGAUCUGGAAGGAUCGUCGACGCAGUGGGACGAUAUUCAGACGAAACUAGGAAAUCUCCCCGCCAAGCCGCCGCCUUUCAAGCCGCCCCCCUUCGCCCCCGCCGAGGACCAGGAUUCCAAACCCAAAGACAAAUCCUGGAUCGACAACAAAACCGAGGAAGAGCUUGAAGAUCUCGAAGACGAUCUCGACGAUGAUCGCUUCCUCGAAGAUUACAGGAAGAAGAGGUUGUCCGAGAUGAGAGAAGCAGUCAAGAUCGCAAAAUUCGGCUCACUAAUUCCAAUUUCAGGUUCCGAUUUUGUGCGCGAAGUUUCACAAGCUCCACAAGAUGUUUGGGUAGUCGUGCUACUGUACAAAGACGGAUUCCCAGAGUGCCGCCUGCUUUUGCAGUGCUUAGAAGAUUUGGCCAAGAGAUACCCCGCCACCAAAUUCGUCAAAAUAAUAUCAACUGAAUGCAUUCCCAACUAUCCCGAUCGGAAUCUUCCGACUAUACUUGUGUACAAUAACAGUGCGGUGAAGGCAACUCAUGUGGGAGUACAUAAUUUUGGUCGAAGAUGCACGCCUGAAAGUGUUGGCUUGGUUUUGUGCCAGGUGGAUCCGGUGCUGAACGAUGGCCAUGGUGGAGAACAAUCUACGGAAGCUGUUCUUGAUGGUGUUAGGAAGAAAUUUCUCGAGAGGGUUGUACGAGACCACGAAAAUGACGACGGUUCCUCAAGUGAUUGAUCAACUCCUUUUCGGUUUUUUUUUUUUUUUUUCGAAAUUUUAUUUUAUCAUCAUCAAGUCGUUGUAUUGUUUGUCAUCUCUUACGAGUGAAAUAUUUCUGUAUUUUAGGUGUCCAACAUUUGCUUGGAGUAUGAACACUAACUUUGUUCUUCACUUGAAGAUAUUUUCUGUCAAACCAACAGAUGAUUAGAUGAAUUAAUUUAUGUUGAUCAAAUAGUUGA
Messenger RNA from Erythranthe guttata (spotted monkey flower), 1079 nucleotides. RefSeq lists its product as uncharacterized. Gene Ontology annotation, cellular component: cytoplasm. The record is from RefSeq and is a predicted model, not a curated record. Gene Ontology annotation, biological process: protein folding. Lineage: Eukaryota; Viridiplantae; Streptophyta; Magnoliopsida; Lamiales; Phrymaceae.